AUGGCUGAAUAAGAAAAGAAUUUAGAUCCUCCAGAUUAUCAACCAGACCAAGAUCAAUAACCUUUAAAACAAUACAUAGAUAAUAAUCAAAAUUUAGAUUAGGAAGGACAAUAAUAAACAUAAAAAUACAGUGAAACUAAUCCUAUGGGUAGUGUGUUAAAUCAAGUUUAUUUCGAAGAAGAUCCUAAACUGAUGAGAAGAGAUGUCAAGAAAAAAAAAAAGAAACAAUAAAAGGAAUAAAAAUUGAUUUCAGCAAGAAGACUAAAAAGAUUGUUGCGUAAGAAACCAGUUGAUAAAGUGAGAUUGGCUUAUUAAGCUUAUUUUUUUAUAGUUAGUUUAGCUGUAUUAGCAUUAAGUAUUUUAUCUUACAGAGAUCAAACAGUAUAUGAAGGCGAUUAUUAAUAAUUUUUAGAUAACAUGGGUUCAUAUGUUAUAGAUGAUAUUCAAUUUACUUAUACAAAUAAAAAUUGUAAGAGUUAAUUUGGAGAUGAAGUAUAUAUCAAUUGAAAAAUAUAGUAUUCCUCAUUAUAUGAAUAUUAUUGGCCUGGAACUAUGAUUGGAUGUGAUUGUAGCGAAGGAUUUAAUUUUAAUUUGUUAUAGGAUUAAAAUAUACGAAAUAUAGAUGAUUUCUUUAAAUAAUCAUUUAUGCUUGGUAGAGUUUGUAGUUAGGAAAUGACGACAAGAAAUUGUAACACAGUAGAUGAAUAAUAACCAAAAGUUUUUAAUUCUUGGAAUGAUGGUUCUUAUGGAAGACGUAAGUGAAAUCUUGUAUUUUAGCCUUUGUUUUAUGUGCUAGAAGAAACACUGGAAUAAGUAUAUAAACUAAUUAAAGUUAUUGUGAAUCAGAAAAUAAAACUAUCUGUGGUACAGGAGAUAAUAAAUUUUGUGUUCCAUCUGAUAUGAGUUGUCCAAUCUCUGAUAUAGGGUUUACUACUAAUCCUAAUUUCUAAAACUUAAGAAAAUUAAAUGAUACUAAAAUUGGAUAUAUUUAUGAUUUGGGGAAAGGGUUUUAUUUUUAUUACUUAAAAAACACAUCAAAUUUACCUCUUGUUGAAUUUAGAGUUACAGAAAGUGAUAAAGUUUGUAGAAGAAAUUAAAAUUAAAAUAUCUCUCCAAACAGAAUUGAUUAUCCUCUCAUGACAGAUAGAAGAAAAUAAUGUGAAAAUACAGAUCCAUUAUUUAAAUUAAUUCAUUCUAUUGAUGAAGAAUAAUACUAUUUAUCCAACAAUGUCAUUUAUUUAUAAGAUAAAUUACCAUAUUUUAACAUAGAUACUAAAUAUAAUUGGACAAUGCAUUCUAAGACUUAUAUUCCUUGGGCUCCAUAAUGCAGAGGAUAAUUAUUCGAUGAUGUAAUUCAUGAGGGAGGCACAUUAUUUUUUGUAUAUAUAUCCUUAAGAGUUUAAUUGGGAGUUACUAUAACAUAUUUUAUUGUUAUUGGUCUUAUAUUUAAUAUAGUUGGAACAAUGACUGCUUGUAAUUUUGCUUGGUCUUGUAUGGCAAGUAAUAACAAUUUCAUAUUAUUUAGCUCGUCCUGAAUCUUAAUAUAAUUAUAUAUUUUUUAUUGAAAUAGGCUUUAAGAUGGUUUUGUAAAUAGCUGAAAUCAUUGUUAUAUGUGUUUCAUUUGCUAUUAUUGAUAGUAAAAGACUUGUAAUUAAAGAUGUCAAUGAUAAUUAAUGUGUUUCAGAUCCAGUAAGUGAUUACUUCUUCACAAAUCUAGAAAAUGAUUUAACUAAAUUUGCUUGGUCAUAUAAUCUAGCUAAUUUAGUCAUCUUUGCAGUUACAUUAAUUUUAGAUUUAAUAAUAAUAAAACACUCCUUAAAUCAAGGACAUCAUCAUGGAGCAAAAAAACAUCAUGAAAAGGGAGAACAUUAAGAAUUAGAUAUAGGAUCAAACGGAGAAUCCAUAAAUUAGUAGGAUGUUAAAAGCGAUCAAAAGUUAUAAGCUAAAAGUGAUAUGUUAUAGUCUCCAUAAUGA
Molecule: messenger RNA, 1974 nt
Organism: Paramecium pentaurelia
Lineage: Eukaryota; Ciliophora; Oligohymenophorea; Peniculida; Parameciidae
Source: the annotation of a GenBank genome assembly